GACAGAGACAUAAAGAACAGAGAGAGAAAGAGACAGACAGACAGACAGACAGACAGACAGAAAUAAAGAGCAGAGAGAGAGUGCCCAUGCAGUCACUGCAGUGUGUCCGGUGUGAACUGCUGUGUGUUAAAUGGUCACACAAUAGAAGAUGAAAUAUGCAGGAGUCUUAUAUUAAACACAGAAGAUAGCAAACGGAUACAAACUGCUGACUGAGGAAGAUGAAAAGUGGCUGCUCACGGAAAUGAAAAUCUCCUUGGAUGUCUAACUUUUUUUUUUUCCCCAACACGUCCCAUUUUGUUAGACUCAUCCAAAGGAGAAGUUUGCUGACUCUUCUGAUUUAAGCUCUAAGGAACACGAUAUGGACCUGGACAUGUGAAUUACUCAGUGAGCAGUUUCUUAAAAGGUGUCAUUACUGAAGAUUUAACAGUGUGAAGCGGCAUGUUCUGAGUCCUCACGGCAGGACUGAGGUGUUUCAGCUACAACCAAAUCUCCACUAAAGUAUCCUCAUGGAUUUCUCACACGUUCUAAAAGACACAGUGCAGGUUUUAACAUGACUUGAAAUACAAGAAACACGCACGUGUGUAACAGGUGCAACGUUCCUUUAUGUAGUUGACGCAAUCAAAACAAAAACCCCUUUUUCUCAGCUCAAAACAUUUAUCUUUAGAAGGAGCUGUUUGACGGAUUGGAUGUUCUCCAACUAGACCGAAAUGUGACUGAAAAUAACAUGUGAACGAUCAGAUCUGUUUGGGAACAAGCGUAUCUUCAGUGUGCUUUAGGAAGAGAGUGUUGCUCACUCGGACAAAACGUUCUCUUCCUUAUUUCAUAUCAGAAUCCACGGACAGAACAACAGUAACGGCUUAUUUAACAUUGCGUCCAAUUUUUGUCUUAAUUUCACAUCUAAGAUAAAGCAGAGAUGACUAUGGUAGCUUCUAAGACAACAGUACCGUGUUGAUCUGCUGUUCCAUUUCAUAUCAACCAGAAAGCUUUACCAAGGUUAUCUUCUUGACGAGCUUUUUGUCUCAACGUCUAAGCUAAAGCUGCAGGAAGGACAGAAUUAUAUUUGUGUGACAUAUCACACUGUGUUAUAAGACAAUAUUAUCCAAUUAAUUUGAAUUCCAUUUCACCAAUAGCUAUAGCAGGAAUAGCAGUAACUGCAUAAUCAGUGUCCUGGAAUUGUGUGUGUGUGUGUGUGUGUGUGUGUGUGUGUGUGUGUGUAUAGAUAUAUUUGUGAAUCACUUUGUCAAACUGUAUUUUGUAUUUUGCUCAGAGGAUAGCUUUAGCAAGGACAAGCUUUAGCGAGGAACUACCUGACUUCAUUUUUAAGCUAGCAUUAUCAUUAGCUACAAAAGUAGUGAUCAUCUGAGAUAACCUUACCAUCUAGGAUAAAAUUACAGAAUGGAUAUGACUAUCCAUGUGUAUAUAUGAUGCUGGUUUGUUCAAGAUGUUGCGCAGAGGCUUGUUUUUGUGGCUUUCUCGCAUCUGUGGCAUUCUAGUCCUCGUUUGCUGCUUCCUUUCUCUCCUCUACGUCAUCACUUGCAACCCUCAUACCGAUGACCCCUUGGUGGCAUCCAGGCUGGGCGCACCAGGCUCUCCAAGAGGGCCUGGGGUUCCUGGUGUACUCAGCGGCGCCCCCUUGGGUUCAUCAAGCCACGAAAACUAUCAAGCUCUGCUUCAGGAACGUGAGGAACAGCAACGGCAACACAUUUCCAGCCUGAAGAAACAAAUCGCGGAACUGAAGGAAGCCCUGCAAGAGCGAGUCGAGAGGCCGAAGGAGCUUCAGGAAAAAUCGGGCAACGCAGGGACCGAUCUGAACGAGUUUCUCCGCGCACAAAUGGGCCGGGCAGAGAUAAGUGCAGGUGUCCGGUUGCCAAACGAGUAUGCUGUGAUACCGUUUGAGAGCUUCACACUGCAGCGUGUUUAUCAGCUGGAGACAGGACUGACACGUCAUCCUGAGGAAAAACCAGCGAGGAAAGAUAAACGCGACGAGAUUAACGAAGUAGUGGAAAGUGCUGUGCACACGCUGAACUCACACAAACACAAUAUGGGAGAUAAAUUUAGUGCAGACAAGGUGUACAGCAUGGCUGACUUCAUUGAAGGUUUAGCACGAACAGAGAAGGAUAAAGGAACACUGUAUGAGCUGACGUUCCGUGGAGAUAGGAAGAACGAGUUCAGGCGUCUGGUUCUGUUUCGUCCGUUUGGCCCGUUGAUGAAGGUGUCGAACGAGCGUGUGGCGACAUCUCACACCAUUAUCAACAUCAUCGUACCUCUUUCACAGAGAGCCGACAAAUUCAAACAAUUCAUGCACACCUUCAGGGAGGUGUGUAUCAAGCAAGAUGGACGAGUACACCUCACUGUUGUCUACUUCGGCCAAGACCAGAUGAACGAAGUCAAAGGAAUCCUGGAGAACACAUCCAGAGAGCUAAACUUCCGUAACUUCACGAUGAUCCACCUGAACGAGGAGUUUUCCCGAGGCCGAGGUCUGGAUGUGGGUGCCCGAGCCUGGAAAGGAGGAAACGUUCUGCUGUUUUUCUGUGACGUCGACAUCGUCUUUACUGCUGACUUUCUCAACAGCUGCCGACUGAACACACAGCCAGGAAAGAAAGUGUUUUAUCCGAUUCUGUUCAGCCAGUAUAAUCCCGCAGUGAUUUAUGGAGGCAGCGAUCACAUCCCGCCUGUGGAGCAACAACUGGUGAUUAAGAAAGACACAGGCUUCUGGCGGGACUUUGGUUUCGGGAUGACCUGUCAGUACAGAUCCGACUUCAUCAACAUCGGUGGGUUUGAUGUGGAUAUUAAAGGGUGGGGUGGUGAGGAUGUGCACCUCUACAGGAAGUACCUGCACAGUAACCUGCUGGUGAUCCGUGCUCCGUCUCGCGGUCUUUUCCACCUGUGGCACGAGAAGCACUGCGCUGACGAGCUCCCACCUGAGCAGUACAAGAUGUGCAUGCAGAGCAAAGCCAUGAACGAGGCGUCACACGGGCAGCUGGGAAUGCUGCUCUUCCGGCAUGAGAUCGAGGCUCACCUGCGCAGACAGAAGCAGCGUAGCGCCGCCAAGAAAGCCUGACGCAUGGACCACGGUGACUUACAGGCACAUGAAAAACUAUGAUAUAGAAUAGAAAACUUGUGAAUUGCACAGGCUUUGUGUUUUUGAUUUGUCCUAUUGACUUGGAAAUGACAGUUGUUUCAACAGGAACACACUCAAGAAUCCUAUGUAGCUUGUUCUUUCGACGAUACACUCAACCAGUUGAGUGGUUAAAGGUUUAACAAUGCUGUUGCUAGGCAACUGGAAGCAUAGAUGUCAAGCAUAAGCUAGCUAAUGACUGAGGCUAAUGAUGUAGCAAGCUAGCAUGUAGGCUUUUACAAUGUAAAGGCACAGAGAGAGCAGAAACAAGAUAAAACUUUUAGAAAAUGUUGGUAAACAGUCACUACAGCUAAAAUUACACUUAGCAUCAACGGCUAAUCACAUUUCUCUGGGUUCUGCUGACAUAUCAACAUUGCGUCGCAACUCAUGCAUGAAUCCGUCUCUCCUCGGAACAUCGUUUAUGAUUUAUGAUUUAACAUCCCAAAUGCUAGCACACAUAGCCAUCCUAAUAAUAACUUUUUGAUAGACGUUCUUUUAUUUUUAAGUCGUUUUACACAGUUAUACUGCAAGUGGUGCAUGUUAAAUAAGAAAGAAAACUCUCCAAUACCCCUUUUCCACCAAAUCAGUUCCAGGGCUGGUUCAGGGCCGGUGCUGGUGCUGGUUCACAACUCGUUCAACUUGCGAGCCAGCUGAGAACCAGUUUGCUUUUCCAUAGCUCGCGGUGCUAAGGGAAGCCACGUCAUUACGUCGCUGUAUACGUCAGUUACAUCGCUACGUUUGCAUAAACCUUGGCGCGAAUAUCGAAGCAAAAACAACACGGAAGAAGCAGCAGCAGCAACAACAACAAUAAUAUUAAUAAUAAUGGAUGACUUUGCGUUUGUACAGCUGCUGCUUCUCGUCGCUUAAAAAUGGCGAUCUUCCGCGGUCUUGUUAUUGUUGUUGGUCUUAACAACUCCGCCCCCCCCGCUGAUGUAAGCGGUUCUUUCCUCUGGCCCAGCAGAGAGUUGGUGCUAGCCUGGAACCGGUUUUUCUGGCCCCAGAGCCAGUUCUUUGUCAGUGGAAACAGAAAACCCGGUUCCAAACUAAGCACUGGCCCCGAACCAGCCCUGGAACUGCUUUGGUGGAAAAGGGGCAUAUGUUGCGUUGUUACAGGAAAAUAAUCAGUGUGUGAUAAAGCAAAGUUGCUAAUGGUUACCAUCAGAGGUGGACAGUAACGAAGUACAUUUACUUGAGUACUGUACUUAAGUACACUUUUUGAGUAUCUGUACUUUACUUGAGUAUUUUUUUUUUUGAAACUUAUGACUUUAACUUCACUAAACUUGAAAGACAAAUAUCAUACUUUUUACUCCACUACAUUUCUGUCUUUGUUACUCGUUACUAUGAAGCAGUUUCGAAAGUGGAUUUUUUUUCUUUUCUUUUCUAAAACGUGAUGGUUUUUUCGCAGGUGACAUUGAGACAGCCGGUCAGUAAUCACUAGGGUCACGUCACGUCCAUAGACUGUAUAAAAUCAAGUUCAGUGAUUUCUCAGCAGCGUUAUUUAACACGAUCAGUUGAUGGCAGAAUGAAAGGAGGCAGUUCUUCUGGGGAAUGCACACACACCCACAGCCCAUGAACUCAUGUUUCAGUUUUCAGAAAGGAUUAAAGAUACGUUUCGUUUUAAACGUUUGCUUUGUUUGCUGAAAACGAACCACAUCAUGGCCUACUCGCCGUCCAACCUGCAGAAGCAUAUUGAGGUAUAUAAAUGUUUUAUUCCAAGAGAAAGCUUGCAAUGAAGUUGUCUGUGCUUUUAGAGCUAGCGAUAACGUUGCAAUAGCUAUGCAGUCUGGUUAGUCAAAUGACUUUCUAUGGAUUUGCCCGCCAAGUUGCUGUAGCCUUGUCCACGGCUAACGAUAACACAUAGCUAGUUAACUUGGACACUGUUAGUUAGCAUGUAAAAAUGGAGUUACGCUAACAUGAAUAAUGUUAAUUUAUCUGAAGUCCUUUCAGAAAUAUGUUUUCGCAUAACUUUGCCAAAUAAACAGAAUGUAGAAAUCUUUCUUUUCUAGUAGCGUUAGCUACCCAAUAUGAUUUAGAGUUUGAAAAGAGUUUCCUAGCAUGUCAGGUGGAGUUUCACUGACUAGCUAGCUUAACAUUAAACCACCAUGAUGGCACGGCAUGCGUUCAUUUUGUGAAUUCACAUUUCUGUCCUUGGUAGCGGCAUUAGGUUUUGUAAGUGUUUUGGCAAUAAUACAACAAUACGUUGACAGAAAAUGUACUUUUAACACUUAAGUAUUUUUAAAAGCAAGUACUUCAGUACUUUAACUUAAGUAAAAAUUUGACUGGACAACUUUCACUUGUAUCAGAGUAACAUUUAACCAGUGGGCUCUGUACUUUGACUUAAGUAAUGAAGUUGGGUACUUUGCCCACCUCUGGUUACCAUCAUGAUGUUAUUCCUGAAGUGUUUUAUUCCUCUUAUACCACAACAAUUUGCAAACCCUAACAAGGUGUUUAUUAAAAAAGCACGUUAUAUUUUGUAUCCAUUUAUAGUUACUGGAGACUCCAUUCAUAAAUAUUAAGUAAACGUCUCCUCACAGAAAAUGUCACCUUAAUCAAGACUUUUUUAAAAAUCAGUUUAAGUAUGUCGUUGCCAUGGAAAUCAACAUCUUCUGACCAAUCAGAAUCGAGAAUUCAGUCGCAUAAUAAAACGUAAAGAUAGCCAUGUUUAUGUUUAUGUGUUAUGUUUAGUGAUCUGGGUUAGGUUUUAGCUGAGUGUGUGUUUAUUUACACACUGAAUAAUUAGCUAAUUAGCUAGUGAGAUGCUGUGACGUAAAUUUCCAGCAACAGGACACGAUCUGUGGAUGUCGCCCCGAAAGAAAUUUCCCAGUCAGUGUAAGCUGAUGACUAAUGAGUAGGAUUUCUAAUGAGAACUCUUUGGGAUGUUGAAUAUAUAGAUGUGAGGAUGUUACGUUCAUUAUUAUGUCAUGGUUAUGUGAUUAUGUGCCCUCUUGUGGUCAUUGGAGGAACUGCAGCAAUUUAAAAACGUAUUUUUAAUUAAAUACAGUGACAGGUUUGCUUGGUGAAAUGUUAAAUAACCAAGUGGAUGGAUUUAUAGAGAAACACAAUGAUAAUAUAAUAAUUGGUAUUAUAUGUUGAGAGUUUGAGACAAUAUCGUUAAUGUGUAUUAUGGUCAAUAGCUAUGCUCGUUCUGUUCUAUGAUCAUCUACUCUAUAUAGAGGAUAUUACACAGUUGCGUGAAGAUAUGAAGUUUAUCUUCGAGUGGUGAAUGUAUAUAUCAUGAAUGAACGAAGCAAACGGUUGAAAAUAUUUUCAACACAAGAAGAUAUUCAUAUCUUCAAGCCAACGUGUGAUUUUCUUUUUAUUAUACAGACACAUUUACAAACGAAAAGGACCCAAAUUUAUCAAAACAAUUCAUCGAUUUCCUCACGAGUGACAUAUAGAGAUUUCUGUCACGGCUUUGGUUCUCCAUGUCCCGGAUGGAGCGCGUAUGAAAAAUACGUGGUGUAUUUCCCAGUAAAACACUCGUGUUUAUAUAAUAUAAAAGUGUAUAUCACAUUAAUGUCUCCAUGAGCUGGACUUUAUUCGAGAUGUUUAUCCAGAAACGCCAGAAUGUUCAUCAGCGUAAGUUCAUCAAGUACAAAAUCCUCUAUAUUUUUCGUUAAAGUUCAUAAAUCCUUACUAUUGAAUAUACUUAAAUUAUUAUACACUUUUAAAUAUUAUCAUGUAUUAAGGGUUCCUUAAUCAGUUGUUCCUCCUAAGAACCUUUAACUAUCCAAGAAUCCUUUUUUCUAAGAUGGUACAAAGUACCGAGAUGGUUUAGGUCAAUUGUAAAUGUCUGCCAGGGUCUAGGUUUUGAGAAGAAAAUCAUUUAUACCACAUACAUACCCAGAUUUUAGAAAAGGUGUUCAAGGGGUCUUGGGGGGGGGCUUCCCAAAAAAAAUGAGUUGAAACCCAAAAAUGAGUAAGAACACACUUUGCUGAAGGUGCCCCAAGAGGGAACACUAAAAAAUCAUUAAAGUUGCUAAAAAUUUUUUUUACCUCCACCAACUUUGUUGGACGAGGUUAUGUUUUCACCCCUGUUUGUUUGUUUGUUUGUCUUUUCCCAACAAAAAGUCAUGAACUGAUUUGGAUGAAAUUUGGAGGAAAGGUGGGCCAUGGGCCAAGGCACAACUGAUUAGAUUUUGACACAAAUCCAGAUAUGUAUGCGGAUCCAGGAUUUUUUUUUGUCUGUUACCAACAUAACUCAAAAAGUAGUGAACAGAUUUGGAUGAAAUUUGGUGGACAGCUUUAGUAUUACCCCAGGUUCAGGUGAUUUGAUUUUGAUGUUGAUAACAUGUGGCUUGGUGGAAAUAUGCACUCUAACAUGUGUCCUAGUUAAGGCUGCUGUUGUUAAUAUAUAUAUUUUUACAUUUCUAUUAAAAAGACUUGGGAAACAUAAAUUUAAAAACUUUAUUAAUUUGCUUUUGGAAUCAAUCAGAACCAAAUGACAUGUUCAGCAAUCCCAACAUACAUGUUUUUGAUUUUGGUUUUUUUUGUGUGUGAUUUUUCCAGAUAUUUUAGACAACCCUCACUUUAAAAAAAAAAAAUCAUGAUUAUUGACAUGCUGGAGAACACAGUGGAGGGAAAAGUAGAAUUUUGAUUUUGUCAUGGAAAGAACUGAAGGUACAAUGUCUCGAAAAUGGCAGUACCUUUGUGAAGUAAUGGUACUUUAAAAAAAGCACUUAAGUACAGUAGGAUAUUGCAUGUAAUUAUGUGAUUAACAGCUUAAUGAUUCUUAAUGAUCAAAUUUAUCAACAUUCAAUAAACUCCAUUGAUCCUUUUUUUUUUGUUUAUUGAACACAUCGUCAGCACACUUGUCUGUGUGUUACCGUAGGUGUUGCUGUUUCUACUGCUGUCUGGCAAUAAGAGGAUACUUUACUGGAUUUACACUUUUUUUUAAAUCAGGGUUUCAGGGUUUUUUCUUCUAUUGCAGCUGCAAUUUACAUCAGUUCUUAUUUAUUGUUUAUAGACAGACUGCAUAUUGAUCAAAAAAAUAUCUUUUUGUUUCAUCCAAAGGCUGUUUAUAGAUACGUAUUAAUGUGCAGAAAUGUAUUUCUAAACUGUCUAAUGAAGGUGAGAAAGGGAGAAAUAAAGAUCUGAAAUGAAACAUUUUUUCCAGUUUGACUCAUAAACAUGUUGAUAUGCAAAGAUGUGUAGAUCAGUAAUAACCAACAGGAUGUUCAGUUUUAUGAACGACAAAUCUUGUAAUGUCAGUCACAAGUUUUUUUGGUUACAAUCACUUUUUUAUUGUUGAAAUACAUUUAUUGGUGUUGGAGAUUGUUGUUCGGGUCCGAACGAAAAAGAAAGAAAGAAAGAAAGAAAGAAAGAAAGACAUUUGAAAGCUACAUUUUGAAUUGAAGUGUUUCGAACUGGACUUGAUGGAAAGGACCAACUGAUGUUCACUUUGUCCUGAGACUCUGUACCAUGUUGUUCCGAAGGAUUUGAAUGGAAGAAAUUAAAGUUAGUUAGUUAGUUAGUUAGUUGAUUGAUUGAUUGAUUGAUUGAUUGAUUGAUUGAUUGACGUCUGAAGCACACAGAAAUACAGUCGCAGGAGAUAUGAUGAGUGGUUCAACAACCUACGACUUAUUUGGUUAAUUUUAGGCCCUGCUCACACUAGAGCUCACGAAUACUUAGCGAUGAAAAAUUGGUAGCAUCGCCACCAGUCGUGUGAUGUACGGCGAAUGUUCUCCGAGCUUCGCGAGUUGUUUUUUGGUGUCUCUACCUCGUGAGUGGCCAAAAACAUCGCAAAAAUUUUUAAUGCACGCAUUGAAAUUUGGUGCCAAUGUUUUGUUUUCGUCGGCAAACUAAGCGGCGAAUACUCGCAGACGGGUUUGGGAAUACAUCCCGAAGCUUGGCGAAGUAUCACCACCAAACACCUCAUUUUCAUUGAUAACCCAUCGCAAAGCAUCGCGAGCUGUAGUGUGACCAUAACCUUACUUCUGCUACAAAAAAACACUUGUGUUGACAAAGACAAGGUGUUUUGUGGUAAAUCAUUAGCUGUAAGGUUUACAAGAAAUCAUUUCAACCUGUACGUACAUACUCUUUUUGUUAAAAACUUUAAAAUGAUAUUUGCGACAUCAGCGACACCUAGUGGCAGGAAGUGGAAACCUGAUUUCUGUCAUGCAGUUGGACAGGAAGGUUGCAAGGUCAAAUCCCUGCACUCAGCAACUGUUCGAAACAAGCUCAGCCUCAGUUCUAUGCUGGAUCAGAUUUCAGAUCAAAUCAUCUGCCAGAUAAAUAAAUAAAGAAAGUUUGAUGAGUUUUCAGCCAAGGACCAUGCUGCAUAUGGUGAAUAUACUUUGUAACAGCUUUUUUUUUUUAAUGAAUGAACUUAAAUUAAACUGUAAGCCAUAUUUAAUAUUAUUGAUAUUAUUUGGACAUCUUCAGAUGCAGACAGAGCCAAGUCUGUGAUCAUUUCACUUAUACAGGAGGUUAAAGAAAAAUUUUUUAGCUUGCCUUUUAAACAGGAAAAUGAAAGCACAGACUUGAAGAGGAAACGGAAAGGUUUGAGAUGUUCCAAAAGUUCAGGCACUAAGAUAAUAAUUGAUGGACAAAUGGAGCAAUUUAGUCUUUAGCUUCUCAUAUUUAACCUAUAUAAUAAGAGAUUUAUAUUUAUUUAUGUUAUACAUUAUUCUUAAUUUGAACCAUUUGUAAAAUGAAAAACCUUUGCACAGAUGAAAUAAGAAACGAUUCGAAACAAAUCUGCCAGUUAUAGGUGUGUGUAGAAUAUCCAUGUUUAAUAGAAAUUUCCUUACUUUUUU
Messenger RNA from Neoarius graeffei (lesser salmon catfish), 9876 nucleotides. RefSeq names its product chondroitin sulfate N-acetylgalactosaminyltransferase 1a (gene csgalnact1a). Gene Ontology annotation, cellular component: Golgi cisterna membrane. Gene Ontology annotation, molecular function: glucuronosyl-N-acetylgalactosaminyl-proteoglycan 4-beta-N-acetylgalactosaminyltransferase activity. NCBI's taxonomy places the organism in Eukaryota, Metazoa, Chordata, Actinopteri, Siluriformes, Ariidae. The record is from RefSeq and is a predicted model, not a curated record. The transcript has 8 exons. The coding region runs from base 1412 to 3061 and encodes 549 amino acids.